Messenger RNA from Chaetomium globosum CBS 148.51, 6546 nucleotides. Its product is annotated as polyketide synthase. The record is from RefSeq and is a predicted model, not a curated record. Gene Ontology annotation, molecular function: fatty acid synthase activity; phosphopantetheine binding; 3-oxoacyl-[acyl-carrier-protein] synthase activity. NCBI's taxonomy places the organism in Eukaryota, Fungi, Ascomycota, Sordariomycetes, Sordariales, Chaetomiaceae. The transcript has 4 exons. Gene Ontology annotation, biological process: fatty acid biosynthetic process. Bases 1 to 6546 code for a protein of 2181 amino acids.
AUGGAGGAGGCCAUGCUCGACGAAAGCUGGGCUGAGCGGCCGGCAUUCCUCCUCUUUGGGGACCAGUCUCUCGACAGUCAUGGCUUUUUCGCUCAAUUCUACCGCCAAUCCAAACACGGCGAGCUAGCAAGGGUCUUCUUGCAGCAGGCGAACCACGCCCUGCUGGGUGUGGUCGAGAAGCUCCCUGCUUUGGAGCGAGCAACACUCCCCAAUUUCCGAACAUUGCGGCAGCUCAACGAACAAUAUCAUAGCACGGAACAGAAGCACUCCGGAAUUGACGCGGCGCUGUUGACAAUAUCGCAAAUUGCGCACUACCUCGAUCACGCUGAAAAGAACUGUGGCGAUAUCACACGGCCUCAUAAGACUUUUCUCGUCGGGCUUUGCUCUGGGCUCUGGGCCGCAGCCGCUAUCUCGGUGGCGCCCUCGCUCCCAGACCUGGUUCAUAUCGGCGUCCAAGCCGUUCUCUUGGCUUUCAAGACGGGUUCCUACGUUCACGCCAUUGGGGAACGGUUGAGCCCGGCGUUUGAGCGUUCUGAAAGCUGGAGCUACAUCUUCUCGGUGUCGAGCGUUGAGGAUGUCACCCAAACGUUGGACGCUUUUCACGAUACCUCGAACCUUCCUCCUGCUAGCCGCGCGUAUAUUAGCGCGGUAUCCGAUAAUGGUAUUGUAGUAUCUGGUCCACCGAGCACGCUAGAUGCGAUAGUCAACAACAAGAUCUUUCCGCCUAACCCGAUCGCCAUUCCGGUUCAUGGCCCCUACCACGCGCCACAUUUGCAUUCCACCGCAGACAUCGAAAGAAUUUUAGAGCUUGACAACCCAGAAACGAAGGACGCCUUCUACAAGACGUCACCGCGAUCGCCCAUCAUGGACUGCUCAACCGGGACAUGGUUCUCCCCCAUGGACACGAAAUCGCUCCUGAUAUCGGUCGCCUCUACCAUCUUGAACAAAGGAUUGAUGUUCAAAAAGGUUCUCAACGGUUGCGUCGAGGCUGCUCGCCUAUUUCAAGACGACAAGUGCCUCGUAAUCCCCCUUGGUCCAACCCAAAAUCCGUCUACGCUUAAGAGGCGCCUCCAGCAGGAGACUGGAUUGGAAGUCACUCUUCGCAUGCCGCCUCCUAUUUCAUCGGAGGCAACGGCAUCCAAGAUAGGGAACCACGGAUCAAGCGGGAAGCCCAAGCUUGCCAUUGUCGGCAUGGCAGGGCGAUUCCCUGACGCUGCCAGCCACGAAGCCCUGUGGAAACUGCUGGAAAGUGGCCUCGCUGUCCAUCGUGAGGCGCCACCGGAUCGCUUCAAUGUCAAGACGCACGUUGAUCCCUCCGGCAAAGGAAAGAACAUGAGCCACACUCCAUACGGCUGCUGGAUCAAAGACCCGGGUCUGUUUGACCACCGCGUCUUCAACAUGUCGCCGCGCGAGGCGCGCAACACAGACCCUAUGCAGAGGAUGGCUUUGACCACGGCGUACGAGGCUCUAGAGAUGUCGGGAUACGUCCCCAACAGGACGCCGUCCACAAGGCUUGAUCGGAUCGGUACCUUCUAUGGCCAGACCUCGGACGAUUGGCGCGAAAUAAAUGCUGCCCAGGACGUGGACACGUACUUCAUCACGGGAGGUGUCCGCGCCUUUGGACCUGGCCGCAUCAACUAUCACUUUGGCUUCAGCGGGCCGAGCCUCAACAUUGAUACCGCUUGCUCCUCCAGCGCGGCUGCCAUGCAGGUGGCAUGCUCGGCGCUCUGGGCCCGAGAUUGCGACACGGCCAUCGUCGGCGGCCUGUCGUGCAUGACCAACCCGGACAUCUUCGCCGGACUCAGUAAAGGCCAGUUCCUGUCAAAGAAAGGGCCAUGCGCUACCUUUGACAAUGAUGCCGAUGGGUACUGCCGCGGUGACGGCUGUGCAUCCGUCGUCGUCAAGCGUCUGGAUGACGCCCUGGCCGACCAAGACAGGGUUCUCGCCGUCAUCCUCGGCACCGCAACCAACCACUCAGCGGAUGCUAUCUCCAUCACGCAUCCCCACGGGCCGACGCAGUCGAUCCUGUCCACAGCCAUUCUCGACGAGGCCGGAGUUGAUCCCCAUGAUGUUGACUACGUGGAGAUGCACGGCACCGGCACCCAGGCUGGAGACGGCACCGAGAUGAAGUCGGUCACCGACAUCUUUGCGCCCGCAAACCGGCCGAGGCCCGAAGACAGACCACUCUUUCUCGGAGCAGUCAAAGCAAACGUCGGGCACGGCGAAGCCGCUUCCGGAGUUACCGCCCUCAUCAAGGUACUCCUGAUGCUUGAGAAGAACACUAUCCCACCCCAUGUCGGGAUCCAGAACGGCGGGGAGAUCAACAAGACGUUCCCUAAGGACUUUGUCGCCCGGAACGUCAACAUUGCAUUCCGUCCAGUUCCCUUCAGAAGAAGGGAUGGCAAGCCCAGGCGCGUCUUCGUGAACAACUUCAGCGCCGCGGGUGGUAACACUGGUCUCCUAGUCGAGGACCCCCCGACAAUUCCGCGCGCGAAACCGGAUCCUCGCACCCACCACGUUAUCACUUUGUCGGGGCGGGUCUGGGAGUCCGUGAAGGGAAAUGCUGAACGUCUCCUCGAGUGGACGGAGCGGAACCGCGACACACCGCUCUCGCACAUUUCUUACAGCACAACAGCAAGAAAGCUGCACCACGUCUGCCGUAUGAGCGUGACGGGCAGGGAUAUUGGAGAUUUACAGGCGGCCCUCAGAGAACGCAUCAGGGACCUGGACCUGAAUCAAGCUGUACCGGUCCCGCAUCAGCCGAGAGUGGUCAUGAUGUUCACGGGGCAAGGGUCGCAAUACGCCGCAAUGGGGAAGGAGUUUUACGACCACUACUCGGUGUUCCGCGAGAGCAUCGACGGCUUCAUUGACCUGGCCCGCCUGCAGGGCUUCCCCUCUUUUCUCCCUCUCAUUGAUGGCACCGACCAGAACUUGUCCGAGAUGUCACCCAUCGUGUUGCAACUUGGCUUGGCAUGCUUCGAGAUGGCCGCCGCCCGCCUCUGGGCUUCGUGGGGAAUCAAGCCCGCCGCCGUCGUGGGCCACAGCCUGGGAGAGUAUGCCGCUCUCGAAGUAGCUGGCGUGCUCUCGGCUAGCGAUGUCAUUUAUCUAGUCGGUUCUCGUGCCAAGCUGCUCGUCGAAAAGUGCCAAUCUGGCAGCCACGGCAUGGUCGCCGUCCAAGCCCCGGUCGAGACGGUCUUGGAACUGAUGGGCACCGAAGCUGAUGGCUUAAACAUCGCCUGCAUCAACAGCCUCCGCGAGACCGUCAUUAGCGGCGAGACUGAAAAGUCAAAGGAUAUGGCCACCUAUAUGAGCGACCAGGGUUACAAGUCCAACCACCUGCGUGUGCCCUUCGCUUUCCACUCUCCCCAGGUGGAAGUUAUUUUGGAUGAUUUUGAGAAGCUCGCACAGGGCGUUACCUACAAAACCCCCAAGAUCCCCAUCAUCUCCACAGUCCAUGGAAAGGUCAUCCAGGGCAAGUCGAUCGAUGCUGGGUACCUGCGCAAACACGCGCGAGACACAGUCUACUUCCUCGACGGGCUUAUCGAGGCUCAGAAGUCGAGCACCAUCGAUGACAAGACCGUUUGGCUCGAGAUGGGCCCUCACCCGGUUCUUUCGGCCAUGGUCAAGGCUACAUUUGGCGCUAGUACGGUAGCGGUUCCCACACUACGCCGUACUGAGCCCUGUUACAAGACGUUGACGAGCACGCUCGCCACCUUGCACAACGCGCACCUCAAGAUAAACUUCAACGAAUAUCACCGCGAUUUCGCCGACUCAGUGCGUCUGUUGAAUUUGCCCACGUAUUCCUUCAACGAUAACAACUACUGGAUCCAGUACGCGGGCGAUUGGUGUCUCGCGAAGCACAACCUCUCGGUCGCUGCAGCGGAACAAAAGCCUGUAACGCCCUGGGUCGCCACGACGACAGUCCACAAGCUCAACAGAGAAAUUGUCGAAGGUGGCGUGGCGAUCGUCGAGACCGAGUCCGAGCUCUACCAAGAGCAACUUCGAAAUGUGGUCUGUGGCCACCAGGUCAACGGCGCCCCCCUGUGCCCAUCAUCGCUGUACGGCGACAUGGCCAUGACCGUGUGCGACUAUGCCUACAAGCUUCUGCGGCCUCAGUCAACGGGCAUCGGCUGUAACGUCGCGGAUAUGCAGGUCUUUAAGCCGCUCAUCUUUGACGACAAAGCCAAAAGUCACAUCCUUCGGUUGACAGUGACUGCUAAUGCCGAGGCUGGCGAAGCCGACCUGGUCUUCCACACGGCUCAAGAUGGCAAGAAAGUCGAGCAUGCUCACUGCAAAGUCUACUACGGCAAUCAUGACGAGUGGCAGGACGAGUUCGACCGGGCCGCCUACCUUAUCAAGUCCCGUGUCGACUUCCUUAUGGAGGCAGAAAAACGUGGUGCCGCCUCCAAGAUUGGCCGCGGCUUGGCGUACAAGCUCUUCUCCGCCUUGGUCGACUACGGCACACGCUACCGCGGCAUGGAGGAGGUUAUUCUUGAUAGCACUACUUGUGAAGCGACGGCGAAGAUCCGCUUCCAGACGACAGCCCAGGAUGGAACCUUUUACUUCAGCCCCUACCAUAUCGACAGCGCUUGCCACAUCUCUGGCUUUAUCAUCAACGGCACCGACGCUGUGGAUUCGCGUGAACGGGUCUUCAUCUCCCACGGCUGGGGCUCCAUGAGAUUUACCGAGAUCCCGGAUGCAAACAAGGAGUACCGCAGUUACAUCCGGAUGCAGCCGGUGAAGGGCACCGAGAUGAUGGCUGGCGAUGCGUACGUCUUCGAUGGCGACAAGAUCAUUGGCAUGACGGGCCGCAUCAAGUUCCAAGCCAUCAAGCGCCACACUCUCAACAUGAUGCUUCCUCCGCGAGGGGCCCAGGCAAUCUCGGGCCCAGCUCCCUCGGCGAUCAAAGCGGCCCCCUCUAAGAAGAAGAAGAACGAGACUGUAAACGCUUCCAACAUAGACAGGGUGAACCAGAGGCUCAAGACCGUGACAUCCUCAGUCAUGGAUAUCCUUGUCAGAGAAAUAGGCUGUAGCCACGGGGAGCUCGUUGACGACGCCUCGUUUGACAAUCUCGGCGCUGAUUCCCUAAUGGCUCUACAAGUCUCUUCCAAGAUACGCGAAGAGCUAGAACUCGACAUUGAAGCGCAAGCCUGGCUCGAUUACCCUACCGUCGGCGCUUUCAAAACCUACCUGGCCAACUUUGAGAAGCCAGGUCGCAAAGAAAGGGCACCAUCCACAGGGUCUGCAAGAACGACAGACGACGAGUCACGCGAAGUUGAAUAUGACUCGGACGUCACGACACCGACCGAAGCCAGUGUUACCGAUUCUGUCAAGGGAGAUGCGCAGGACGACGUCGAGCCAGGCGACUCUGCCCAGAACCAGGAACUUCGAACCAUCAUCCGCGAAUCCAUUGCCACGGAAGCGGGCGUGGACGUGCAGGAAGUCAUUAGCGCGUCCGACUGGACGAGUCUCGGGGUGGACUCUCUCUUGGGUUUAGGAAUCAGUAGCCGAAUUCGUGAGCUAGCUGGCAUAGAGGUCCCCAACGAUCUCUUCCUUGAGCACCCAACGCUCAAAGAUGUGGAGCGCGUUUUGGGCGUCACCGACGUCCCCAAAAAGCCCGCCACCCGCCAACGGAAAAGCACCAAGGAAAAGCUCAAAGCACCCCCCGCUGCAGCCUCCGCUAAGGAGCAUCCUCGGAUUUCUUUGGAGGAACCCGCCCCUCCAAAACCGCCGAGACCUAGCCACAUUGUCGACAAGUACCCCCACCGCACAUCGAGUUCAGUCCUCCUGUCUGGGGCUUCCCGCGACCAAACCAAACAACUCUUUAUGAUCCCGGAUGGCAGCGGAUCUGCCACGUCGUAUACCGAAAUCGCCAAAGUCGGUGGCGGGUGGUGUGUCUGGGGUCUUUUCUCGCCCUUCAUGAGGACGCCCGAGGAGUAUCAGUGUGGUGUCUAUGGCAUGGCCGCCAAGUUUAUCGACCAGAUGAAGUACCGCCAGCCCCAUGGCCCGUACUCACUUGCGGGUUGGAGUGCCGGCGGCGUCAUUGCAUUCGAAAUAGUCUACCAAUUGGUCCAGGCCGGGGAAGAGGUCGCGAACCUGAUCAUCAUCGAUGCCCCUUGCCCCCUCACAAUUGAACCGCUUCCGCAGGGGCUUCACGCGUGGUUCGCGUCAAUUGGCCUGCUCGGCGAAGGCAACGACAAGAAGAUUCCAGAGUGGUUGCUUCCCCACUUUGCCGCCUCCAUCACAGCCCUCAGCGAGUACGAUGCCAGACCGAUUCCCAAAGACAAAUGCCCCAAUGUCAUGGCAAUCUGGUGUGAGGAUGGUGUAUGCCAUCUACCCACCGAUCCCAGGCCAGAGCCGUAUCCAAAGGGCCACGCCCUCUUCCUGCUGGAAAACCGCACCGACUUUGGGCCAAACAGAUGGGAGGAGUGUUUGGACGUCGACCGCAUGCAGUUCAGGCACAUGCCUGGCAACCACUUCUCCAUGAUCCAUGGCGAUCAGGCCAAAAUUCUUGAAGGUUUUUUGCGGGAGGCUCUUCUGGAUUGA